Messenger RNA from Vitrella brassicaformis, 4435 nucleotides. The record is from the annotation of a GenBank genome assembly. NCBI's taxonomy places the organism in Eukaryota, Vitrellaceae.
UGAAGCUGUCUGCAGCACAGAAGGGGGCGCACAUCUGCAGCCAGUCGGCGGAGGGACAGAAAAGGGAGGUGCGCACUGCCUGCCUGAGAGGGACAGGCCGGCCACGCAAGGGGCGACACCAUUCUCCUCGAGGCCUUCGGUAAGCAGCCCAACCAGCAGAUCUUACGCACCUGGCAAGACGGCGCUCUGUCAGUCUGCCUGCCUGCCUGCCUGUCUGUUUUUGCUUGCCUAUCUUCACUUUCAGUUGCGUGGUGCUGGGCAAAGUUUUAUACGCCUGAGCAGCAAACAAAGAUCAAGGGCAAGAUGGUGGAGCUGAUCGCCAAGGCCUGCAGAGUGGGGGCCGAGGAGGAGGCCAUCCUCCCGCCCCUCCAGUCGGCCGAACGCAGCAGCGGCCUGUACGAGGCCUCCCGCCAGCGCAUCCUCACGUACCUCCCCCCGCCCCCGCCCCAAGAUCCCGACACGGCCAGCAUCCCCGCCCUCUGUGUGCCGUACCGGGAGCCCGCUGACGGCACCGCGCCCUACAGCGGGCAGACUGUGGUGUUCUUCCACAGCCGCGAGACCGGCCUGGCUGACGCCGACACGAUCCAGUAUGUGCGCCUUCUGUCGCUAGCCUUUCGGGCGACAGUGGUCGCACCGGAGUGGUACCCAUUCGCUCCCAGACGGUGAGAGGGACAGGGACAGGGAGUGUGUGUGUGCGUGGUCAUGGCUGCUGUGUGUGUUGGUUGUGCUGUAUACAGUCGUCGCCUCGAGUCGUUGGAGGCGUUUGUGAGUCAUUUCCGUGGUCUGCUGACGGAGAAAAUGGGUCUGGUGCCAUCGCAACUCAUCAUCGCAGGAGUGGGCCUCGGCGGCACACUCGCCGUCACGCUCGCCACAGACGGCUGGUACCAGGAGGCAGUCGCCGGCCUCUUCCUCGACGGGCUCGUGGCCAGACUCGCCGACGCCGCGCCGGCCUACCUCGCCGACACGGCCAAGUACAAUUGGCUCGCACCUUAUGCCAACAAAAUGUUUCAAGGUGACAUAGAUCAGAUCGAUAUAUCAGCGGGACGCAGAUAUAUGGCUGGGCUGAUUGCGCAUAUGUUUUUUGUGUUGUGUGUUUGGUGUUGUGUGUCUGUGUGUGUAGGGGAUUUGAACGUGAUGGGGAGCGUGAAUCGCCCCAAAGUGCCGCUGUUCCAGGUCCACGGCGGAGCCGACGAGAUCGCACCGCUGGAGAGCGCUCGGGCGUUCUUCAGCGCAGCCACGUCGCCACUCAAAGUCUGGCGGGUACGUCAGAGAGACGCAAAUAGCACUGCACUCAGAUACACACACACACAGACGGAUGGAUGGAUGCGAUGGAUGGAUGCGGUGGAUGCCACCGUUGUCUGUCUGUCUGUCUGUCUGUUGGCCUGCAGGUUUUCCCAUACGGUGGUCAUGGGCAGGCGAUUCGGGAGCUGGAGUGCACGCCGAGAUUCCUGGCGGUUAGCUGAGAAAGGGAGAAAAGGCAUCCACACCGGUGUGUCCACACGUGUGUCUGUGUCUGGAUUCCUUCGCUUGAUUGAUCAGGACUUGAUGGUGUGGGGCGAGCAGCUCCGUCAGCUGCGGGCCCCCGUCCGCCUCAGCCCCCCCACCCUGCCCUACCAUUUCCCGCCCAGGCUCCUGCUCCCCUCAUCUGACGACACUGACGGAUUCGCAGGGCCCUUCGCCAGAGGGGAGGCCGAGGUUACCUUCGACCGCCGUGAGGUCAUCCUCGACACGUCCAACCCGCCCGCGCCCUCUUCGUUUUUCCACGGGCUGGUGCGAUUCUCGCCCAAGGACUUCAAGAAGGCCUACAAGGACGUCAAGAAGUGGACCUCACACCGGGUGCCCUGCCCCAUCACGGCCAACGACUUCAUGCCGCUGGACUUGGCCUCGCUCGGCUGCGCCAUCGACCGCUUCCGCACCGAGAUGAUCAAGCCGGGCACGCCCAUCGCUGGCUCGAGGUCGCCCUCCCAGUCCCCCUCUCCCUCUCCGCCCUCGCCCAACAACGGCAGCAGCCCACCCAUCGGCCCCCUCACCACCAUCACCACCCCUCCCCCUCCCGGCAGCAGCAGCAACAACCAGCAGCAGCGGCCAACAGUGGAGAAGAAACCAAGACCGGGCCCCAGGCUGCCGCAUGUGCACUCGAUGAUCAGCACCGACGUGGGGAGCCCCCGGGAGUCGCCGCGUUUCGGCGCUGGGUCGGACCGCAGUGGGAUGUUGUCGCCCGACGACAAGAAGAAUGGCGGUGUGCAGCGGGAUGUGAGCGAGGGGCUGAACGGGAGGGGGUUGAGGCGGGGCGUGCGGGUGGUGACCGAGCCGGUGCACGGCAACGCCAUGCGCGAGGACAGUGAAAUUGACGGAGGGGGCGACGGGUUUGACUCGCACUGGGAGGAGCUGGUCUUCGAGGUGGGGAUGGAGAUGAAGGCCACGGGGAGGGACAUUCUCGACGUCGUCAGGAAGAAAACGUGAGGGAGGGAGGGAGAGAUGGGUCGGUCGCUGUGAGUACUGACUGUGCAUGGGGUGGGUACAUGGGUGGGUGGAUGAAAGCAGAGAGAGAUCGAGACAAUUUUCUAAGGCGGACGGGGCGGGGCGGGGAGGGGAGGGAGGGCGAGAGUGUCUCUCUCCUCUCCCCCUUCGUUCGUUCGUUCGUUGUUGCUUUCGUUGUGAAGAUAGGUAGGUAGAGUACAAUUAGCCUGACUGCUGCUGGUGAUGGAUGCUGCGUAGACUGUCCUGUGUGCUAUGCUGUGAUGUCAUGUAUAGGCAGGCCAUAUGGCAGGUUCUUUACGUCAGGUGAGUGAGUGAGCGAGUGAGUGAGUAGGUAAGCAUGUGGGUGUACAGUGCAUAUUUAUUCGCACAUACAUACAUACAUACAUCGAGGCAGGCCGAAAGGUUGAUGGAUGGAUGAGACCAUCAUGCAGGCAGCCAAUCGCAUCCAUCUAUGUGCCAUCCACCCACCCGCCCACCCACCCGCCCAUCCGUCCAUCCAUCCAUGCCAAUUGAUUUAUAUCGCUCGCUCACUAGGAGAUAAGACAGACAGACAGACAGAGGAAAAUAGGAGGGAGGGACACAUGUUCUUCCCCUUCCCUCCCCUCCGCCCGACCGCCAUCACAUCUCCCACCUUCUGUCUGUCUUCUGCCUACCUUCUGUCUGUCUGUCUGUCUGUCUGUCUGUAAGCCGCAAGCCGAAAUGAGCUGUAAGGGCGCCGUACGCAUGCAUACCCACAUAUCUAUCACGGCUGGAGAGGCAGGCCUGAAUACCAACCGUACGUACGAGCAUCCGAAAGCGGAUGGGUGGAUUGACUGAUGUGGCGUGACGGCCUGUGCAGGGCGGGCCAUAGAGUCAAAGAGUAGAGGCACGAGAGGGAGGGAGGGAGGGAGGGAGAGAGGGAGGGCGGGAGGAAGACUGACUGACUGACUGACUGAGGGGGGCGCCGCCUUGCUGGCUGGCCUCUGCUCCGUUCAUGCGUGUCACGUAACUGGGUCUUCAUGUCGAUAGCUUGCUAUUUAUUCACUUUAUCGAUGUAUGUAAUGUGAUGGACGAGAGGAGAGAUGGGACGGAGGGAAUCUACAUCUCUCUCUAUCGUAGCAGCUAGGUGAGGUGUGCAUAGACAGACAGAGACCAGCGAGUGCCAUCUGUCUCCCGCCCGCCCGUCUUACUUACACAAAAUGGAUGCAUCGCACACAACGACGACAGACCGGCUGGGGAUGGGUGGGUGAGGGGUAAGUUUGUCAUCUUAAGUUGUUUUCGGUGGUGCUCUGUAGGGGAGGGCCGACUCACAGACAGACAGACAGACAGCCAGAGUCGGCCUCCACAUUUUUGUACCAUCACACAUAGAUAGAGAAGGACCUAGGCGAGGCACACAUGAGUUCUGCGUACCAUAGACACUCCACUGAUCUCGUUGGUAGCUGUAAUUUUGUGAGGGGCGUCGAUGGGCGUAGGAGUAUGACACUGUUUAUUGUGUGGAUGCACACGAAGCAGUCAGUCACACCGAAGACGAUGCAAGCCGUCGGUUUGUGUGAUCGGCUGCCGACCUUUUCGACUGACUGGCUGGCUGGCAGGAAAGUGUUUGUCUUCUUCCUGCCUGUAUCUCCGUCUGUCCGUCUGUCUGUCUGUCUGUCUGCACAAGUUUCCGCAUCUUCCAUCCAUCUCGACUGCACACACGUACUAUAUCGGUUUGAUCGCUGUUGCAUUAAUUGCACAAUGUUUGUACCACGUCUGUCUGUCUGUCUGUAUGUAUGUCUGUAUGUCAAUCUGCGUGUAAUGUGUGGGAAGCGGCAACCGUUGCAAGUAAGCUUGUGCGGGGCAUCGCGUCAGUCCACGACCGGAGGGAGGGCGAUACAUGUGAUGUGCAUAUUCGUUCGACUCGGGGGGCUGUGGGACGCGUCUGUCUGUACAUGCGCUGCCUAGGGGAUGAGACGAACAAGGAAGGAAAGAAGUUUGC